Messenger RNA from Plasmodium inui San Antonio 1, 1281 nucleotides. RefSeq names its product DnaJ like subfamily A member 2. Gene Ontology annotation, molecular function: Hsp70 protein binding. Gene Ontology annotation, cellular component: cytoplasm; cytosol. The record is from RefSeq and is a predicted model, not a curated record. The coding region runs from base 1 to 1281 and encodes 426 amino acids. Gene Ontology annotation, biological process: protein refolding. NCBI's taxonomy places the organism in Eukaryota, Apicomplexa, Aconoidasida, Haemosporida, Plasmodiidae. The transcript is spliced from 2 exons.
AUGCUGCGUCCGUACAUAGAUGGAAACGCCGCACUGUGUGACGCGCUCCUCCUUAAGGCUGUGCAUGUGGAAAAGUCAAACGUGAACAAUUCAAAAUAUUACGAAGCUUUGAAUUUAAAGAAAAACUGCACCACAGAUGAAGUAAAAAAAGCUUACAGAAAAUUAGCUAUAAUACAUCACCCAGAUAAGGGAGGAGACCCAGAGAAAUUUAAAGAGAUCUCGAGAGCAUACGAAGUUCUGUCUGAUGAGGAAAAAAGGAAAUUGUACGACGAGUACGGAGAGGAAGGCCUGGAAAAUGGAGAACAGCCAACCGAGCCGACGGACCUGUUUGACUUCAUACUGAAUGCAGGAAAGGGAAAGAAAAAGAGAGGAGAAGAUAUUGUAAGCGAAGUUAAGGUAACUCUGGAGCAGCUAUACAGCGGCGCGACAAAAAAAUUAGCCAUAAGUAAAGAUGUUUUAUGUGCCAAUUGUGAAGGUCAUGGAGGACCAAAGGAUGCCAAAGUGGACUGCAAGCAAUGCAACGGAAGAGGAACAAAGACGUAUAUGAGGUAUCACUCCAGUGUAUUACAUCAGACUGAAGUGACCUGCAAUGGGUGUAGAGGAAAGGGAAAAAUAUUUAACGAAAAGGAUAAGUGUGCAAACUGUAAAGGAGGAUGUGUUUUAAAGACAAGAAAAAUUAUCGAAGUGUAUAUUCCAAAGGGAGCACCAAAUAAACAUAAAAUUGUAUUCAAUGGAGAAGCAGAUGAAAAACCAAAUGUCAUUACAGGAAAUCUUGUCGUCAUACUGAAUGAGAAGCCACAUCAGCUAUUUAGGAGAGAGGGGGUCGAUUUGUUUAUCUCACAUAAGAUUUCCCUGUACGAAUCGCUAACCGGUUUUGUUGCAGAAAUUAUGCACUUGGAUGAAAGGAAAAUUUUAGUGGACUGUACAAACUCUGGAUUUGUCAGACAUGGAGACAUAAGAGAAAUCGCGGAAGAGGGAAUGCCAACGUAUAAGGAUCCAUUUAAGAAGGGCAACCUGUACAUCACCUUCGAGGUGGAGUACCCCAUGGAUUUAAUCAUAACAAAUGAGAAGAAAGAAGUUUUGAAAAUUCUAAAGAAGCAGAAUGAAAUUGAGAAGAAGUACGAUUUGGAAAAAAGCGAAUGUGAAGUUGUUACAUGCCAGCCAGUCGACAAAGAAUAUCUCAAACAGAGACUCACAAAACAGCAGCAGCAGGAUGCCUACGAGGACGAAGAUCAUCAGCCCGAGAUGGAGGGUCAGAGAGUGGCCUGCGCGCAGCAGUGA